UCCUUCUCGGCGUUUCUGCGGAGGGAUCUCGCCGGGGCGGCGGCUCGCCGUCGGACUAUAUAAGCGGGCGCCGGGCGCGGCGCAGCCAGUUCCGUCGGAGCCGGAGUUCGGUCGCCUUCAGCCUGCGUACAGCUGCUGCCGCCGCCCGCCGCCGCCGCCGCCGCCUGACAAUGCAGAUCUUCGUGAAAACCUUAACUGGCAAGACCAUCACCCUCGAGGUGGAGCCCAGUGACACCAUCGAGAAUGUCAAGGCGAAGAUCCAGGACAAGGAGGGCAUCCCCCCCGACCAGCAGAGGCUGAUCUUUGCCGGCAAGCAGCUGGAAGAUGGCCGCACCCUGUCCGACUACAACAUCCAGAAGGAGUCCACCCUGCACCUGGUGCUGCGCCUCAGAGGUGGCAUGCAGAUCUUCGUGAAGACCCUGACCGGCAAGACCAUCACCCUCGAGGUGGAGCCCAGUGACACCAUCGAGAAUGUCAAGGCGAAGAUCCAGGACAAGGAGGGCAUCCCCGACCAGCAGAGGCUGAUCUUUGCCGGCAAGCAGCUGGAAGACGGCCGCACCUUGUCCGACUACAACAUCCAGAAGGAGUCCACCCUGCACCUGGUGCUGCGCCUCAGAGGUGGCAUGCAGAUCUUCGUGAAGACCCUGACCGGCAAGACCAUCACCCUCGAGGUGGAGCCCAGUGACACCAUCGAGAAUGUCAAGGCGAAGAUCCAGGACAAGGAGGGCAUCCCCCCCGACCAGCAGAGGCUGAUCUUUGCCGGCAAGCAGCUGGAAGACGGCCGCACCUUGUCCGACUACAACAUCCAGAAGGAGUCCACCCUGCACCUGGUGCUGCGCCUCAGAGGUGGCAUGCAGAUCUUCGUGAAGACCCUGACCGGCAAGACCAUCACCCUCGAGGUGGAGCCCAGUGACACCAUCGAGAAUGUCAAGGCGAAGAUCCAGGACAAGGAGGGCAUCCCCCCCGACCAGCAGAGGCUGAUCUUUGCCGGCAAGCAGCUGGAAGACGGCCGCACCCUGUCCGACUACAACAUCCAGAAGGAGUCCACCCUGCACCUGGUGCUGCGCCUCAGAGGUGGCAUGCAGAUCUUCGUGAAGACCCUGACCGGCAAGACCAUCACCCUCGAGGUGGAGCCCAGUGACACCAUCGAGAAUGUCAAGGCGAAGAUCCAGGACAAGGAGGGCAUCCCCCCCGACCAGCAGAGGCUGAUUGCCGGCAAGCAGCUGGAAGAUGGCCGCACCCUGUCCGACUACAACAUCCAGAAGGAGUCCACCCUGCACCUGGUGCUGCGCCUCAGAGGUGGCAUGCAGAUCUUCGUGAAGACUCUGACCGGCAAGACCAUCACCCUCGAGGUGGAGCCCAGUGACACCAUCGAGAAUGUCAAGGCGAAGAUCCAGGACAAGGAGGGCAUCCCCCCCGACCAGCAGAGGCUGAUCUUUGCCGGCAAGCAGCUGGAAGACGGCCGCACCCUGUCCGACUACAACAUCCAGAAGGAGUCCACCCUGCACCUGGUGCUGCGCCUCAGAGGUGGCAUGCAGAUCUUCGUGAAGACCCACGGCAAGACCAUCACCCUCGAGGUGGAGCCCAGUGACACCAUCGAGAAUGUCAAGGCGAAGAUCCAGGACAAGGAGGGCAUCCCCCCCGACCAGCAGAGGCUGAUCUUUGCCGGCAAGCAGCUGGAAGACGGCCGCACCCUGUCCGACUACAACAUCCAGAAGGAGUCCACCCUGCACCUGGUGCUGCGCCUCAGAGGUGGCAUGCAGAUCUUCGUGAAGACCCUGACCGGCAAGACCAUCACCCUCGAGGUGGAGCCCAGUGACACCAUCGAGAAUGUCAAGGCGAAGAUCCAGGACAAGGAGGGCAUCCCCCCUGACCAGCAGAGGCUGAUCUUUGCCGGCAAGCAGCUGGAAGAUGGCCGCACCCUGUCCGACUACAACAUCCAGAAGGAGUCCACCCUGCACUUGGUCCUGCGUCUGAGGGGAGGUGUCUAAGUUCCCUCUCAAGCUUUAACAAAUUUCAUUGCACUUUUCUUUCAAUAAAGUUCUUGCAUUCCAAGUA
Messenger RNA from Oryctolagus cuniculus (rabbit), 2058 nucleotides. RefSeq names its product ubiquitin C (gene UBC). Lineage: Eukaryota; Metazoa; Chordata; Mammalia; Lagomorpha; Leporidae. The record is from RefSeq and is a predicted model, not a curated record. Gene Ontology annotation, molecular function: protein binding.